This is a messenger RNA of Hevea brasiliensis (rubber tree), 1560 nucleotides long. Its product is annotated as F-box/kelch-repeat protein At3g06240-like. Gene Ontology annotation, molecular function: protein binding. The record is from RefSeq and is a predicted model, not a curated record. The transcript has a single exon. The coding region runs from base 101 to 1354 and encodes 417 amino acids. Lineage: Eukaryota; Viridiplantae; Streptophyta; Magnoliopsida; Malpighiales; Euphorbiaceae.
CGCUUCCGAUCAAAUUUUAUGGGGCGAAAACGAAAAUUAGUGCCAAAACCUUCAUAAUCUUUCCUGUUGCUAAAACAAAGACGAAUAUUGAUCGAUAGUGAUGGUGGGAAGCAACAAGCACACAAGGAAUCUGUGUUGUGAAGGAGAACUGGAAGCUACGGUCCCAACCCUCCCUCAAGAAAUCAUUCUAGAGGUUCUCCUUAGAUUACCCGUCAAAUCUCUGUGCAGAUUCAGGUGUGUAUCCAAAUCAUGGCGCUUUAUAAUAUCUAGUCCGCAAUUUGCUAAAACCCACCUCGAUGUGGCUUUCCAAAACAAAACCCUUUUUUCUCGGAGACGGAGGAUCAUUUUCUCUGCUCUCAAUCUCUAUUCUGUCGAGUAUGAAUCUAUGUGUAGCGUUGAUGAUGGCGAUGUUGUAGCUGUUGAGCUUGAUUAUCCUUUGAAAGACAACCCUAAUGCUUUGGGUGAUGUGUUGGGUUCUAAAAAAAAUGACUUGGUGUAUUUUAAAGUGUCUGAAGAUGAAGAUGAGAACCCAGUGAUGGUUAAGGUUGAUGUGCAAUCCUCUGUUAAUCCGAGAAAUUGGGUUGAAAUAUGGGGUUCUUGUAAUGGAUUGGUGUGUAUAGCCCCAGAUGAAGACACCCUUUUCUUAUUUAAUCCAUCUACCGGGGAAUCCAAGAGAAUCCUUGAAGAAUCCUUUUCUGGGCCUGCGACAUGCGGUGUUACUGCAUAUGGGUUUGGUUAUGAUUCAACUAGUGAUGAUUAUAAGGUGGUGAGAAUUGAUACUGAUUCUUCGUUCAGUGUUUAUUCAUCGCGAACUGAUUCUUGGAGAAGAAUUGGGACCUUCCCUUACGAUUGCUCUGUGUAUAAUUCCGGGAUGUUUCUUCAUGGAGCUCUUCACUGGGUGGCUACCAGUAGGGAAGAUGAAGAUGACAAGUACGUAGUUUCAGUGUUUGAUUUGAGAGAGGAGUUGUUCUGGGGCAUGCCAGCACCAGAUGUUGAUGAUAGUUUUGAAUUUGCGGUAGGAACCCUGAAUGGAUGUCUUUGUAUACUUUAUAGCCGUGAUGAUUUGCAUGAUGAUUUUUGGGUGAUGCGUGAAUAUGGGGUUGGUGACUCAUGGGCUAGGUUUAGUAUCAGCCUGCCAUACAUUUGCAUGAAGCCACUGUGCUUGGCAAAGAAUGGAGAAGCUUUACUGGAGGUAGAUGGAAGAUUAGUCCAGUACAAUUUGGAAGAGGACACAUAUAAGGUGCUAGGGAUUCAAGGAAUUCCAGUUGGAGUUGGAUUUGAAGCAGAUACCUACAUAGAGAGCCUUACUUCACCUAACGGUUUCUUUGGGAGGGAAUUUCAGAUGUAUAAUUAGCUAUGUGCUUGUCAUGUAUCAGUAGAAGAAUGCUAGAAAGAGGUGAGAGGAAUAAUAUACCUGCAUGUUAUUCGGCUACUGUUUAUACUUCAAUUUCAUGUAAUAUUGGAUCAGCUAAAUACCUUCUUGUACCAUCAUUUCUUUGUGUGGAUAUCUGAUUUCUAGGACAUACAAUUACCAAUAGAAUUCCAGACCCUUUUUCAGGA